Dentiscutata erythropus is the source of this 465-nucleotide messenger RNA. The record is from the annotation of a GenBank genome assembly. NCBI's taxonomy places the organism in Eukaryota, Fungi, Glomeromycota, Glomeromycetes, Diversisporales, Gigasporaceae.
AUUUCAACAUUGAUGUAACUUUGAAUACUAAUGAUUGUGGCAAACAUGCUGAGAAAUCUGGUAUCAUUAAAAAACCAAAUAACGAAGAGGAUAACAGGAUGAUCUCUGCAUAUUAUGACAACAAAGAAGAAAUGGAAAAAGGUAACAAAAUCAAUGUGGGCGACAAUGCAGAACAGCCUACCUACAUGCAUAGGGCACAAAUCUUUAAAAGGAAUUCUGAGAAAGAUCUCAUUAUUAUUAUUGGUGAAGACUCAAUUAGAAUAAUACAACUAGAUCAAACAGUAGAUAAUCUUAAAUCACGUGGAGAAUUUGCAACAAGGAUUAUUGAUCUCCCUUAUGGUAUGACAGCUAGAGAAUUAUUUCCUCAUAUAGCAAAGCUGAAAACAAAAACUUGCUACUUCCCUCGUACCAGGAAUAAUAGAAGGAAAAAUAAAGUAAUUUUAUCUUUUGCUCUUAAAGAAGAAU